AUGGGAAGAAAGAAAGCAAACAGUAAAGGGCUCAAUGCAGCAUCCGGAUCACAAGGACAAAUUUCCAUGACGCUGAGGGAAGAGUCAACUGGGAAGAAACAUGGCAAUCUGAAUGCGCAGACCAUGUUGAAACUCGAUUACAUGAAGGAGAUUGCUAUAUGGGCUAGUGUAGAAGCAAAGAUUCCUCCGCUUGGUGCUUUGUAUGGCCGGCAGUUGGCUGCCUCCUAUGAAGCGUUGGGCAUUCCUCCUGACCCUUCUCUUUUCUUUUGCGAAAGAUGUGAAUCUAUCCUUGAACCUGGUCAAAAUUGUACAAUUCGGAUUGAGAAGAACAAGGCGAAAACCAAACGUAGACGCAAGAAAAUGAAGAUUUCCACAAAAAAUAAUGUGGUUUACACAUGUAAUUUCUGUUCUUACCGAAAUAUUGUGAGAGGAACUCCAGAAGGCUAUAUGAAAGAGAUUUCUCAGUCAAAAGCUGAACGACUUUCAGACUCCAAUCCUGCUAAAUCUGAAGUAGCAUAUACUAAUAUUGAGGCUAAUGAGGUGAAAAAUACGGUUGGUUUACCUAUAGCAACAGCUGUAGAGGGACCUAACACAAUCAUUGAAGUAUCAUCUACUGAUAUUAAGGCUAACGAGGUGAAGAAUAUGGUUGAUUUACCCAUAGCAAGAGCUGUAGAGGGACCUAGCACAAUUAUUGAAGUAGCAUCUACCAAUAUUGAGGCUAUUGAGGUAAAGAAUACAGUUCGUUUACCUGUAUCAACAGUUGUAGAGUGUACUAGCACAGUUAGUCCAGCAACUCCAUUAUUGGAAUCGAUGAGGAGGAAAAGAAGUAGAUCGAGCAACAAGAAAGUCUCUCAAAGUGGAAGUAGCCAUGUUAAUGCUAAUGCAGAGAACAUUGUUAGUGCGUCGAAGAAGAGGAAGAGAAAAUCUUGGACAAGUUUGAAGGACAUUGUUGAGAAUAGCAAGAACAACGAUGUUAACGAGAAGCUUACCAACUUAACAAUUUCAUCUUAA
This is a messenger RNA of Fraxinus pennsylvanica, 1011 nucleotides long. Lineage: Eukaryota; Viridiplantae; Streptophyta; Magnoliopsida; Lamiales; Oleaceae. The record is from the annotation of a GenBank genome assembly.